CUCCUUCCUUCCUUCCUCUCUCUCUCUCUCUCUCUCUCUAUCUCUCUCUCUAUCUCUCUCAGAAUGAUUCAGAGAUGGCACAAGAAGACCCAACUUCCACUCCUAGCACUCGUCUUCUUCCUCUUUGUGCUCUGUACAAUCUUUAUUAACGAGCGUCGAUUUCAAGAAAUCCACCGGAAAGAAAUUCGGAAAGGAGAUGAUGUUGCUACUCGUAAUGAUGUUAAGAAGACAUUUUCAUCCACAUCAACACCUUCUUCCCUGAAUAGCAGCCACCCAAAAGAUCGUUCAGUGGUUUUGGAUAGAUUCAGCACCUGCAAAUCUACAGUAAAGUACAGUGGAAAGAAAGCUGGAUGGGACAUACAUUUUGAUAAACAAGAAGAAAGGAAGGAUUCAUGCGAUGUGUUUUCGGGCAGAUGGGUAUUCGACAACACUUCUUAUCCGCUUUAUAAUGAAUCUGAUUGUCCAUACAUGUCUGAUCAGUUGGCUUGCCUCAAACAUGGAAGGCCUGAUUUGGGUUACCAGUAUUGGAGAUGGCAACCUCAUGGCUGCAAUCUCAAGAGAUGGAAUGCAACUGAGAUAUGGGACAAGUUAAGGGGGAAGAGAUUGAUGUUCGUUGGAGAUUCACUAAACAGAGGUCAAUGGAUAUCAAUGCUCUGCCUGUUACAGUCGGUAAUCCCUGCUGAAAAGAAGUCAAUCACACCAAAUGCCCCUCUUACCAUUUUCCGAGCAGAGGAGUACAAUGCCACAAUAGAAUUUCAAUGGGCACCGCUUUUAGUUGAGUCAAACUCAGAUGAUCCAGUUAAUCACAGAUUGGAUGAGAGAAUAAUGCGCCCUGAUUCAGUUCUGAGGCACGCAUCUGAAUGGAAGCAUGCGGAUAUAUUGAUCUUUAAUUCAUACUUGUGGUGGAGACAAGGCCCCGUAAAGCUGUUAUGGAGUACAGAGGAAAAUGGCGUUUGUGAAGAAGCACAAGGGUUGGAAGCGAUGGAGUUGGCCAUGGACGCAUGGGCUGAUUGGAUAGGAUCUAACGUCGAUCCUUUGAAGCAGAAAGUGUUCUUUGUUACCAUGUCUCCUACUCAUCUCUGGAGUCGGGAGUGGGAAGCAGGAACGAACGGGAACUGUUACAGUGAAAAAUCUCCAAUCGAAGAUGAAAAGUACUGGGGAAGUGGUUCAGACUUGGAUACAAUGAGGAUGGUGGAGAAUGUUGUAAGUUGGUUGAAGUCAAAGGUUAGCGUUAUCAACAUUACUCAGCUGUCUGAGUACCGAAAAGACGGCCACCCUUCGGUCUAUCGCAAGUUUUGGGAGGCGCGAACGGAUGAGGAAUUGGCGAAUCCCAUGAGUUAUUCUGAUUGCAUACAUUGGUGCUUGCCUGGUGUUCCUGAUGUUUGGAAUCAACUACUGCUCCAUUUUCUUCUAUGAAUAGAAAUAGAAACUACUCUGCAUCUCUUGAAUCAAAGAUGGAUGGAACCUAUAAAUAGAAUGAUGAUUUUAAAUCCCAUGCAUUUUGUUUUUAGUAACAGUCGAUAUACAAGUUAAACUUGUACACAACUCAAUUAAUUCCAUUG
Molecule: messenger RNA, 1562 nt
Organism: Cynara cardunculus var. scolymus (artichoke)
Lineage: Eukaryota; Viridiplantae; Streptophyta; Magnoliopsida; Asterales; Asteraceae
Product: protein trichome birefringence-like 35
Exons: 6
Coding region: 64-1416 (450 amino acids)
Cellular component (GO): Golgi apparatus
Molecular function (GO): O-acetyltransferase activity
Source: RefSeq, a predicted model, not a curated record